Messenger RNA from Daucus carota subsp. sativus, 1173 nucleotides. Its product is annotated as probable carboxylesterase 8. Gene Ontology annotation, molecular function: hydrolase activity. The coding region runs from base 105 to 1085 and encodes 326 amino acids. Lineage: Eukaryota; Viridiplantae; Streptophyta; Magnoliopsida; Apiales; Apiaceae. The record is from RefSeq and is a predicted model, not a curated record. The transcript has a single exon.
UUGUUUAGUCAUUAGUCAAAUCUUGCAAACAAUUCUUAGUUCUAUAAGAAUCCACAAGUACAUAGCUAUCUCUCACUAAUUAAUUAAGCCCUUCAAAGAAAACAAUGGCAGCAGAUCUCUCCCUCAUUGAUGAACCUUACAAGUUCCUCAAAAUUGCUCUCAAUCCUGACGGUUCACUCACCCGAGAGGACCAAGUCCCCCAGGCGCCUGCCAUGCCUGAACUGGCCUCAGAAACAGCCAACCCUCCAUCGCAGAAACAAGUAGCACUCUCCAAAGACAUUCCCCUAAACGCCACAAACCAAACAUUUAUACGUUUGUUCCGCCCUCUCAAACACACUACUAAACUUCCUGUCAUCAUUGACUUUCAUGGUGGUGGCUUCAUUCUUUAUAGUGCCAUUUCAGCUCCGUUUAAUGAUUUGUGGAACAUCGCGGCUGCUGUCACCCCUGCUUUGAUCAUAACUGUUGAGUACCGUCUUGCCCCUGAACACCGCCUUCCUGCUGCUUAUGAUGAUGCCAUGGAGGCCAUUCUUUGGGUCCGUGAUCAAGCCAGAGACGUUGACGGAUGUGAUCCAUGGAUGAAAGAGCUAGCUGACUAUUCAAACGUUCAUAUCAUGGGUACUAGUGCAGGUGGUAACAUUGCUUACCAUGCAGGUUUACGUUCCCUGGAUGUGGACAUCAGUCCGAUCCAGAUCAAAGGGCUGAUACUAAAUCAGCCCUUUUUUGGGGGAGUUGAGCGAACCUCAUCAGAAGAAAAGUUAAGCAGAAAUCCUUAUCUACCAGUGUCUGCUAGUGACCUGAUGUGGCUCUUGUCAUUACCUCUUGGAAGUGACCGUGAUCACGAGUAUUCUAAUCCGUUGGAUGUUGUGAAUCCGAAGAUCACAAGCCUACCGAGGUGUCUGAUAAGAGGGUUUGAAGGGGAUGCACUGGUGGAUAGAAUGAAGGGGUUGGCCAAGUUGCUGGAUGCACAUGGGGUGAAGGUGGUGUCCAAGUUUGAAGAGGGAGGGUUUCAUGGUGCAGAGGUGUCUGAUCCAAGGGUGGUCCAGGAAUUGUUUUCCCAGCUCAAGGAUUUCAUUUACUCUUCUUAAUUGCUUGUAAUAAGGAUAUUAAUUAUGUCUACUUUGUAAUAAGCAUAUUAUGUUUUAAUAAAAAUACAAUCUUUAUUGUUAAGUACCA